ACGGCCCCGGGCCGGCUCCGCCCCGGCCGCGCGGGCCCGGCGCUGGCGGAAGAUGGCGGCGGCGGGUGGGGGCGGCGCCGCGGUGUCGGUGCUGGCGCCCAGCGGGCGGCGGGUCACGGUGCGGGUGGGGCCCGGCACGGUCCUGCUCCAGGUCCUCGAGGAGGUCUGCAGGAAACAGGGCGGCAGUCCCGGCGAGUACGGCCUGAAGUUUCAGAGGAGUGUUUUGGACCUGUCCUUGCAGUGGAGGUUUGCCAGGCUGCCCAACAAUGCCAAGCUGGAGAUGGUGCCAGUCACUAACAGAGCGGAAGCUGGAACCACGGUUCGGAUAGCAUUACAACUAGAUGAUGGCUCCCGUUUGCAAGACACCUUCCUCUGCCAACAGACUCUGUGGGAACUUCUCAAUCAUUUUGCAAAAAUCAGGGAGUUGAUGGAACAGCAUGGUGAAUUCUCUCCAGUCUGUAUUUACAUGCGGGAUGAGAUAUCAGGAAAAGAUGCCCUGGAGAAGACAACACUGAAGUCACUUGGCCUGACUGGAGGCAGUGCCAUUGUCAGAGUUGUCAUGAAGAAACGCAGUUCAUCUGGUCAGGAGGAAGCUGUGGGCGCCAUGGUGCCUUGUAAUGAGCCAACAGUGAGGCCACGCUCUAUGGAGGGAGCAGAGGAUGUGCUCCUACCUCAAGCAACCACAUUCCCAAAGGACUUGGACCACAGGGAUGUGGCCAUGUCUUUAAACAGCAGCACACCCAAGCAAGACUCGACUAAAGAAACUCAUGCUAGCUUGGAGGAGCUGUGGCCUUCCUCAGAGCCCGAACAUACCCCAUUUGUUCCUUUUUUUGGAGAUGGAGAGCGUCUGGGGGAUUCUUCUGUAGCUACACCAUCCUUUGGGUUAGAUAUGCCAUCUUCAAAGAUGCCAACAACUUUUUCCAGCCCUGGAGGCCCUUCUAAGCCAAAGAAGUCUAAGAACAGCCAAGAAUUUCAAAAGGAGCGAGAACAGCUUGUAGAACGAGAGCCCCUUGUGUGUCACUUAGACCUACUGGAACAGCUUCCUGAUGGCCCAGAAGAGCUUCCUGAUGAAUUCUUUGAAGUCACAGUGGAUGAUGUACGGAAACGUUUGGCACAGCUGCAGAGUGAGAGGAAACGCCUGGAAGAGGCUCCACUAAUGACAAAGUCUUUGAGGGAAUCUCAGCUGAAGGAGAAGUUGGAGCGUUACCCAAAGGUGGUGCUGAGAGUUCAUUUUCCAGACCGCCAUGUCCUGCAGGGGUUCUUCCAUCCCAGUGAAACCGUUGGCAUUUUGAAAGACUUUGUAAGAAGCCACCUUGCCGAUGCAGAGUUGCCAUUUUACUUGUUUGUUGCACCUCCCAGAAUCAUCUUGAACGAUGAAAGUCUGACACUGUUUGAGGCUAAACUCUUUCCAACUGCUGUAAUUCAUUUUGGAUCUGAGGAGUGCAGGGCUUGUUACCUGAAAUCGGACCUGCUGAGCUCUGCAGUUUCCCCUUCUGCAGCUGAUUUAUUAGUAGCCAGGUGUUUUUCCAGAUCAUUAGUUCCUUCUGCUUCAUCAUCUGUAGCAUCGAGAGCUCCGUCCCUGCCUGAACCAGAAGCGGGAAGCGACAAAAAGAGCAGCGAGUGUCCGGGAGCAGCCAGCACACAGGGAGCUCUGCAGGGCUUGAGAAGGACCCCUGGGAAAAUCCCCAAAUGGCUGAAGCUGCCAGGUGGAAAGAGAUGAAGCAUCCUGGGCUGCUGGAUCAGUGAGCAAUCAGCUGCCCCCCGUCUUGAUGAACUUACUCAGAAUGCGUAAGAAAUUGUUAGUGGCCCUGGAGAGCUAAUCUGUAUGAACAUUAGUUAUAAAAAGAGAAUUGCUAUUUCAGAUGCCAGUUGCACCUGGUGGAGGAGUGAAAGGCCUGUUUAUGGUCUUUGUGACUACAGAAGCAAGGUUAGAAGUUAAAUUUAAGGUUUCUUGCAUGCAAAUAAUAAGCAUAGAGAAAUAAGUGGGAUAUAAUUUCUAUAUACUUUCUGUGAAGGACUUUGUUUCUGUCCAUAUUUUUAAAUUCAAUCUUCCCAGUUCUACCUUCAGAGAUCACUUGAGUCUAUUUGCCUGGAUUCUAGCAUCAAGAUACAAUCUGGUUCAGCUUUAACUACAGUUGUUAAGUGAUGCCUAAAACAAGACUUCUCUCUGCUUCUUGCUGGGUGGGGUUAGUGCUGCUGAUAAUUUUGGAUAUAGAUACCUGGAAAGUGAAUGAAGAGGAAGCACUUAGGUCACUUAAACCAGUUCAGUUGGCCUUUCCUGUGAACCUCUUGGGCUGCUGCCCGUGUAUUGUGUUCAGUUGCCAGAAUGUUACUAACAAAGAACACAGGUAUCUGUUCAUGGAA
Pseudopipra pipra is the source of this 2364-nucleotide messenger RNA. It is a transcript of the gene ASPSCR1, whose product is annotated as ASPSCR1 tether for SLC2A4, UBX domain containing. Gene Ontology annotation, cellular component: nucleus; vesicle membrane; cytoplasm. The transcript is spliced from 16 exons. The record is from RefSeq and is a predicted model, not a curated record. NCBI's taxonomy places the organism in Eukaryota, Metazoa, Chordata, Aves, Passeriformes, Pipridae. Gene Ontology annotation, biological process: intracellular protein transport; glucose homeostasis. The coding region runs from base 53 to 1720 and encodes 555 amino acids. Gene Ontology annotation, molecular function: protein binding.